UUGGCCACUGACCAAGCUCUUCGAGUCAUUUAUAUUUCGCUGGUUAGCUUCCCAUGCCUUGUGUAUUUUUUUUUUUUUUGCCAAGGGGGAACGUUCUGCAGUAGACUCCGCGUUCUGUGGUGGGUCGCUUGAAGGACUAAAGAAAAAGUAACACUACUUUCCACAAUGGCAGCAAUACUCCGCUCCGUGCUGAGGAAGAAGACAUCCACCGCGCAGCUGGGUCGUGUGUGCUACUCGUCUGUGCCCACCACCAAGCUGUUCAUUGACGGCAAAUUUGUGGAGUCCAACACGUCGGAAUGGCUCGACGUUCACAACCCUGCCACCAAUGAGGUGGUGAGCCGCGUUCCCAAAGCCACCCAGACGGAGAUGCUGUCCGCCGCGGAGUCCUGCUCCCGCGCGUUCCGUUCCUGGUCGGAGACGUCCGUCCUGAGCCGCCAGCAGAUCUUCCUACGCUACCAGCAGCUCAUCAAAGACAACAUUAAAGAGCUGGCCAAGAUGAUCACGCUGGAACAAGGCAAAACUCUGGCAGAUGCCGAGGGCGACGUGUUUCGGGGACUGCAGGUGGUGGAGCACGCCUGCAGCAUCACGUCGCUGAUGCUGGGCGAGACGCUCCCGUCCAUCACCAAGGACAUGGACACGUACACCUACCGCCUGCCCAUCGGCGUGUGCGCCGGCAUCGCCCCCUUCAACUUCCCCGCCAUGAUCCCGCUGUGGAUGUUCCCCAUCGGGAUGGUGUGCGGCAACACGUACCUGAUGAAGCCGUCUGAGCGCGUGCCCGGGUGCACCAUGCUGCUGGCCAAGAUGCUGCAGGACGCCGGCGCGCCCGACGGCACGCUCAACAUCAUCCACGGGCAGCACGCAGCCGUCAACUUCAUCUGCGACCAUCCCGCCAUCAAGGCCAUCAGCUUCGUGGGGUCCAACCAGGCGGGGGAGUACAUCUACGAGAGGGGCUCCAAGAACGGGAAGAGGGUCCAGUCCAACAUGGGCGCCAAAAACCACGGUGUGGUGAUGCCCGACGCCAACAAGGAGAACACCAUCAACCAGCUGGUGGGCGCGGCUUUCGGCGCGGCCGGCCAGCGCUGCAUGGCGCUCUCCACCGCCAUCUUUGUGGGCGAGUCCCGCGAGUGGCUCCCGGAGCUGGUGGAGCGCUCCAAGUCGCUGCGCGUCAACGCAGGCGAUCAGCCGGGCGCCGACGUGGGCCCGCUCAUCUCGCCCGAGGCGAAGGCCCGCGUGGAGUCCCUGAUCCAGAGCGGCGUCAGCGAGGGCGCCGAGCUGCUGCUGGACGGCAGGAACGUCCACGUCAAAGGAUACGAGAACGGCAACUUUGUGGGGCCCACCAUCUUGGGCAACGUCACGCCGGACAUGACAUGCUACAAGGAGGAGAUUUUCGGGCCGGUGUUGGUGGUUCUGGAGGCUGACGACCUGGAUGACGCCAUCGCCCUGAUCAACAACAACCCGUACGGCAACGGGACGGCCAUCUUCACCUCCAACGGCGCCACGGCGCGCAAGUACACGCACGGGGUGGACGUGGGUCAGAUCGGCGUCAACGUUCCCAUCCCCGUCCCGUUGCCAAUGUUCUCCUUCACCGGCUCCCGCGGCUCCUUCAGGGGAGACACCAAUUUCUACGGCAAGCAGGGCAUCCAGUUCUACACGCAGAUCAAGACGGUGACGUCGCAGUGGAAAGCCGAGGACGCCACCGUCACGACUCCGGCCGUCACCAUGCCAACCAUGGGACGCUAAAACACCAAGUGCUGUCGGUCCGCAUCGACGACGUCCUUUCCGUGAUCGGUUCGCUUCCGCGGGAGCGAUCAACAAGUUCGAGACGAGCCUCCGAGCGGUCACACUAAACGUCUUCCGCUGACAAGCGCUUCGCUGCAUGCGCACCAAAUGUUCUGUUGUACCGGACGCGUACUUGUUUUCCCGUGCUUAAUGUGACAACACACCUUCAACCAUGAUACUUUGUAUGCUCUGUGUAAGGCCAAAGAUGGCUGCUGUCUCAGAUUGAGGUUCAAUGGCAAUAAAUUGCAGUAGUUCGUUCACUUGUGA
Messenger RNA from Syngnathoides biaculeatus (alligator pipefish), 2046 nucleotides. RefSeq names its product aldehyde dehydrogenase 6 family, member A1 (gene aldh6a1). Gene Ontology annotation, cellular component: mitochondrion. Gene Ontology annotation, molecular function: methylmalonate-semialdehyde dehydrogenase (acylating, NAD+) activity; malonate-semialdehyde dehydrogenase (acetylating, [NAD(P)+]) activity. Gene Ontology annotation, biological process: L-valine catabolic process; thymine catabolic process. NCBI's taxonomy places the organism in Eukaryota, Metazoa, Chordata, Actinopteri, Syngnathiformes, Syngnathidae. The record is from RefSeq and is a predicted model, not a curated record. The transcript is spliced from 13 exons. Bases 166 to 1740 code for a protein of 524 amino acids.